AGGGAGGCUCCCACAGACGGACCAGGGGAGUUGGAAGGGCGGCUCAGCUGAAAACCCGCACUCGGCCUCUUCCCUCUGGCCGGUACCGCGAGGAACCUGCUCUGAGGCGGAAGGGACGCACUCCGAGUUGGAGCCUAUCUUCGUCUUUUCUCAGGCCAGGAGAACGAGUCCAGGACUGGAAGGAGGGGAGUAAGACCCAGGGUCCUGAGCUACUGAGCCCUGGGGAUUGAGGAGGGGAGUCUUAUACAUCUCUAGGAGCCCGCCCAGCGCCGUGGGACCCUUCGAGAUGAGGCAGCUGCUGUUCCAGCUGGUCCUGCUGUUGGCAGCCCCGGGUGCGGGUCCCGCCGGGGCCGCCGAAGAGGAGUUGUCAGGCCUCCGGCUCCGGGGGCUGCAGCUGGCCUUGGAGGACUUCCACAAACACCCCCCUGUGCAAUGGGCGUUCAAGAAUAUCCAAAUGCUAAGCGCCUCCCACCUGGAGUUCUCAGCGGGGACGUUCGUGAAGCUGCAGUUUCGACUUCAGCAGACGAACUGCCCGAAGCGGGACUGGAGGAACUCAGACUGCAAGCUCAAGCCCAAUGGGCGGAAGCGGAUCUGCCAGGCCUGCUUCAAGUUUGACUCCAAGGAUCAGGUCCUGAAAAGGAUGGUUCACUGCCCCAUGGACUCUCCAAAUGGACGCAAGGACCUGGAGGAGGUAUGGGAGAAGCAGUGCAGCACGGUGGAGCAGGCCGGCGAGAGCCCAAGCAACUACUACUUCCCUGGCCAAUUUGCCUUCUCCCGGGCAUUGGUCCGCUCUUGAGGCCCAGCCAGGUGCUGCCUGCUCCGGUUCGCCUUAGAGCUCUCGAGUGAUGUCCGGGCUCCCGUCUCCCCCGGGUUGCCCACCUGGGCUGCUCUGCCUCAACCUUUCCCUUUCCCGAUCCCCCUUCCCCCCACAAUUUCUCCCCACCUCCCCCUUCCACCCCACAAUAAACCCGCCCGGA
Messenger RNA from Tachyglossus aculeatus (Australian echidna), 977 nucleotides. It is a transcript of the gene RARRES2, whose product is annotated as retinoic acid receptor responder 2. Gene Ontology annotation, molecular function: signaling receptor binding. Lineage: Eukaryota; Metazoa; Chordata; Mammalia; Monotremata; Tachyglossidae. The transcript is spliced from 7 exons. Gene Ontology annotation, biological process: regulation of lipid catabolic process; inflammatory response. The record is from RefSeq and is a predicted model, not a curated record. The coding region runs from base 287 to 796 and encodes 169 amino acids.